AUGCUCGGAUAUAUCGACCAUUUCAAAGAUAUGAGAAUAAAAAUUUAUGGACUUGAGAAUAUGAAAGUGGAAACAUCAAUGAAUGUAACACAUUCUCGCGACAGUGGUAGAAACAAAGGAACGAUUUGA
This is a messenger RNA of Brugia malayi, 129 nucleotides long. RefSeq lists its product as uncharacterized. The record is from RefSeq and is a predicted model, not a curated record. NCBI's taxonomy places the organism in Eukaryota, Metazoa, Nematoda, Chromadorea, Rhabditida, Onchocercidae. The transcript has 2 exons. Bases 1 to 129 code for a protein of 42 amino acids.